This is a messenger RNA of Emiliania huxleyi CCMP1516, 1047 nucleotides long. RefSeq lists its product as hypothetical. The transcript has a single exon. NCBI's taxonomy places the organism in Eukaryota, Haptophyta, Isochrysidales, Noelaerhabdaceae. The record is from RefSeq and is a predicted model, not a curated record. Bases 1 to 1047 code for a protein of 348 amino acids.
AUGUGGCUCGCCCACUGUGUUGCGGGCGUGGGACCGACAGACCCGCGUUUCGUCGCCGACGUGCAGGGGUUGGCGAGACGCUCCCUCCCAUCGACGCGGAUCGCGGUGGUGGUGCCCAUCUGCGUCAAGUGCGGAGAAGCGACAAAGCUGAUUGCCACAGCAAACCGCUGGACCAAGUCUAGCGGGUUGCCGUGCAUGGCAGCGGCAGGAGUUGAGUAUACCGCUUCCGCGUCUUCUUCCGACGCUCGCCUCAGAUCGGAGUGCGAAAUGCUGCCAUCCUCCGAUUUCGUGCCUCGGCCUGGGAGGAUGCAAGACCUCGCCAAUGGUGACAUCUCCGCAGACCUCAUAAUCUACCAAGAGAUGGAGUUUGUGCAGCGUGCGACGGCCAUGCGGCUGUUCGGCCGCGCGGCGGCCUGCUUUCGAAACCUCGCGGUCGUCACCGCCCACCUCGCGCACGAGGACGACAGCUACCCGCGUGCGCCCAACGUCAUGUUUUAUCAGCUGGCAACGGAGCUGCUCAAGCUUCGCGCGUACAGCUAUUGGGUGCAGCUGGAGACGGACUCAGUACCGCUGCGCCCUCGCUGGCUGGAGUAUCUAGCAGCGAGGAUCCCUCCACGGACAGACGGCUUUUGGGUCAAGGGGAGCGCUCCGAGGCAUCACUGCAGCUGGUGCAAUUUGGAGGAGGGAUACCACAUCAAUGGGAACGCUCUGUAUAACGCGCGCGACGAAGCCUUCCUCGCCUUCAUUCAGCGCACAUGGAGCUUUGCUGGCAACCACACGGAGCCGUACGAUGUCGCCCUCUUCGAACGGGCGCGUAGCAGCGACCGGAGUACUUGGACGAUGUUGGGCGGCAAGUCUGUCGGCCGGCUGUUUCAGUUCUCCGAUGUCAUCGUGAGCUACUACUGGCCCAUCGCAUUCGAACGCGCCGUGAGGCGCUACCCUUGCGCGGUGCUCUUGCACGGCAAUCACUCUCGCUCGCACGCCCAGGAUCUCACGUCGCGCCUCACGAGUAGAGCCAUCCUGCAAAAUGCUGGAAGAAGGCUUUGA